Molecule: messenger RNA, 738 nt
Organism: Marasmius oreades (fairy-ring Marasmius)
Lineage: Eukaryota; Fungi; Basidiomycota; Agaricomycetes; Agaricales; Marasmiaceae
Exons: 4
Coding region: 1-738 (245 amino acids)
Source: RefSeq, a predicted model, not a curated record
AUGUUCCUGUACACUAUCUUCUUGCUAUUCGUUGCCAUCCUCGUCGCUGGCGACUUCAUACCCACCGCUCCAGGUCCUGGUGACUCUUAUGCAGCUGGUGGUCACUGUGUAAUUAAGUGGGAUGCGGGUGACUGGAAGAACAUGACGAUAAUGUUGAUGUCGGGCUCCAAUACUGAUAUGCAUUUAGUCACUAUUGUUGCUUCUGGUCUAGAUGGUAGUGACCCCUCUCUCUCGCCUUUCAACUGGACCUGCCCAGAGGUCUCUCCCAACUCAGUCAUCUACUUUUAUCAAUUCGUACACGGCAGUGACAUUCAGGACUUGAGAUGGACAACGCGUUUCCUUAUUACUUCUCCAUCGGGCGCUCAUACUUUACCGGAACACGCCUCGCAGCCAAACGGUGACCAGAUCCCUUGGGGUAUCGGCAAGCUGUCCGCCUCUAGUUCGAACCCUUCAUAUACUGCGACUUCAAGCUCAGAUUCUUCAAACAUGAAGGUUAAUGCCAACGAAGAUAACUUUGCUGGACUUCCCUCGCCUUCAAAAAUGAGUAACUCUGGUGCGCCUGAAAGACAAGCCACUCCAAUCCUCGCUCUCCCUCCGGAUCCCGGUGCUUCUGGUGCCGCUUUAGCUUACGGUUCUAGGGGUUUCAAUUCUGGUAUUCGUUCAGUUGAGAAACGGCCAAGCUGGUUUCCGUCUCUGAGUGCGGUACUUGUCCUCUCUGCUAUUUCAUGGUUAGUGUAG